GCUGCAGCCAGAGCGGGAGCCCGAGCGGCGCGGCGCGGCGCGGCGCAGCGCAGAGCUGGGGCUGAGCCGGGCCAGCCGAGCGGGGCCGGGCGCGAGCCAUGGGCCGCUAGGGCCGGGCCGAGCCCCGCGAUGCCGCCGUCGAGUGGCCCCAACGUCUUUGCGCGGCUCCUGCCGCUGCUGGGGCUGCUACUCGGCGGUGCCUCCCGGGCUCCCGGCAAGUCGCCGCCGGAGCCCCCCAGCCCGCAGGAGAUCCUGAUCAAGGUGCAGGUGUAUGUGAGCGGGGAGCUGGUGCCCUUAGCUCGGGCCUCAGUGGAUGUGUUUGGGAACCGGAUGCUGCUGGCUGCUGGCACCACGGACUCAGAGGGCGUGGCCACACUGCCCCUCAGUUACCGCUUGGGCACCUGGGUGCUGGUCACUGCUGCCCGCCCUGGCUUCCUCACCAACUCCGUGCCCUGGCGUGUUGACAAGCUGCCCUUGUACGCGUCAGUCAGCCUCUACCUGCUCCCAGAGCGGCCGGCCACCCUCAUCCUCUAUGAGGACCUGGUGCACAUCCUCCUGGGCUCUCCUGGUGCCCGCUCCCAGCCCUGGGUGCAGUUCCAGCGCCGGGCUGCCCGCCUGCCUGUCAGCUCCACCUACAGCCAGCUCUGGGCCUCCCUCACACCUGCCAGCACCCAGCAGGAAAUGCGGGCUUUCCCGGCCUUCCUGGGCACCGAAGCCUCCGGCUCAGGCAAUGGCUCCUGGCUGGAGCUGAUGCCCCUGGCUGCUGUGAGCGUGCACCUGCUGACAGGCAAUGGGACAGAGGUCCCACUCUCGGGCCCCAUUCACCUGUCCCUGCCUGUGCCCUCAGAGCCUCGUGCCCUUGCCGUGGGCACCAGCAUUCCAGCCUGGAGGUUCGACCCCAAGAGUGGGCUGUGGGUACGCAAUGGCACUGGUGUGAUCCGGAAGGAAGGCCGGCAGCUCUAUUGGACCUUCGUCUCCCCCCAGCUGGGGUAUUGGGUGGCUGCAAUGGCCUCCCCCACGGCUGGGCUGGUCACCAUCACAUCGGGCAUCCAGGACAUUGGCACCUACCAUACCAUCUUCCUGCUCACCAUCCUGGCAGCCCUGGCCCUGCUGGUGCUCAUUCUGCUGUGUCUGCUCAUCUACUACUGCCGGAGGCGCUGCCUGAAGCCGAGGCAACAGCACCGCAAGCUACAGCUCUCCGGGCCCUCUGAUGGUAACAAACGAGACCAGGCCACUUCGAUGUCCCAGCUCCACCUCAUCUGUGGGGGGCCCCUGGAGCCUGCCCCAUCGGGGGACCCCGAGGCUCCGCCUCCAGGCCCCCUCCACUCGGCCUUUUCCAGCUCCCGGGACUUGGCCGCCUCCCGGGACGACUUCUUCCGCGCCAAGCCACGCUCUGGCAGCCGUCCGGCCGCCGAGCCCGCGGGUGCCCGCGGGGGCGAGGGCGCCGGGCUCAAGGGCGCCCGCUCCGUCGAGGGUCCCGGCGGGCUGGAGCCAGGCCUCGAGGAGUACCGGCGGGGGCCCUCGGGGGCCGCGGCCUUCCUGCACGAGCCGCCCUCCCCGCCGCCGCCCUUCGAGCACUACCUGGGCCACAAGGGGGCGGCCGAGAGCAAGACCCCCGACUUCCUGCUGUCGCAGUCGGUGGACCAGCUGGCGCGGCCGCCGUCACUUAGCCAGGCCGGGCAGCUCAUCUUCUGCGGCUCCAUCGACCACCUCAAGGACAGUGUCUAUCGCAACGUCAUGCCCACCCUGGUGAUCCCCGCGCACUACGUGCGCCUCGGCGGCGAGGCGGGCGCCGCGGGGACGGGCGACGAGCCUGCCCCGCCCGAGGGCACGGCUCCCGGCCUGGCGCUCAGCGAGGACACGGAGCCGAGCAGCAGCGAGAGCCGCACGGGCCUCUGCUCCCCCGAGGACAACUCGCUGACACCGCUGCUGGACGAAGUGGCGGCGCCCGAGGGUCGGGCGGCCACGGUGCCCCGGGGCCGGGGCCGCAGCCGCGGGGACAGUUCCCGCAGCAGCGCCAGCGAAUUGCGGCGCGACUCGCUCACCAGCCCGGAGGACGAGCUAGGGGCGGAGGUGGGCGACGAGGCAGGCGACAAGAAAAGCCCGUGGCAGCGGCGGGAGGAGCGGCCGCUUAUGGUGUUCAACGUCAAGUAGUGCCCCCGCCCCGCCUGGCGCGGCCUCCAGGCCGGCUUCCACCCUGGCCCGCCCCCAGGGUGCGCGCCCCGGGGAGCUGCGGGGCUGCCCGCUCUUAACCCCCGCCAGGCGUGGAAAGGUGCCCGGGGGCCUGCGGAGCUGUCCAGGGGUAUGUGCUUGGUAAUGUCGUGGGAGGGACCCCAUGUCUACCUCCAAGAGGGAGAUGGGAGGGGGCCAGACCCGUUG
Ceratotherium simum simum (southern white rhinoceros) is the source of this 2379-nucleotide messenger RNA. Lineage: Eukaryota; Metazoa; Chordata; Mammalia; Perissodactyla; Rhinocerotidae. The record is from RefSeq and is a predicted model, not a curated record.